AUGAGUGGCCACCUAGGUUCUGGAAAUAAUGCAAACUCUCCUUUCUCCAUUUCCGGAAGUGGAUCUUUGACCGGGGGUAUCAGUGGCCACCUAGGUUCUGGAAAUAAUGCGAACUCUCCUUUCUCCAGUUCCGGGAGUGGAUCAUUAUACGGAGUUAUGAAUGGUCAACCAGGUUCCGAAAAUGCAGCAAACUCCCCUUUCUCCAUUUCCGGGAGUGGAUCUUUAACCGGAAGUAUUAGUGUUAAGCCAGGUUCCGGAAAUGAAGCAAACUCUCCUUUCACCAUUGCCGGAAGUGGGUCCUUGGGCGGUGGAUUUUACGGCCUUGACACCGGAGGAAAUAGCAUGGGAACUGCUGGUUCCGGUGUAGGAAUGGCUAGUCCAUUCAGUACAGGGAACAAAGGGGGUACCGGAAAUGGACAAGGACCAUUCAGUAUGUCGUCGUCUGGAGAUAGCGGGGGAAAAGGCGGAAGUGGAAAAGGAAUGCCCAGUCCUUUCUCCACAUCGGAUGCGGCCGGCGGAGGGCCAGGCAGUUUUGUCGGGGGAUCGUUUGCAAUGGACAUGAUGGAUAGCGCUGGUCCAGGAGGACUCACUGGCGGAUCAUUCGACAUUGGAACCGGAAGUUACGGACCAGGCGGUCUUGCAGGAGGAGCGUUUGACUUGGGUGGUAGUUCUGGCUUUAACGGCGAUGGUGACAAGAGUCUAUAUGACACUGAUCAAUACCAGGCGAUGCUUAAGGACCAGUUUAAAAGCGACUUAUACGAACCAGGGCUAACUGGAAUUUCCUACUCUGGAGGACUUACAGCAAAUUCGGCCUUGGCUGGGAAUUCCAACUCCGGAUCCACGUCCGCUGAACAGGACAGUUUAAUGGAUUACAACAAAAACCCAUACUACAGUCUCGGUUCAUACUCCGUGUCGUCCGGGUCAGGCUGGGACAGCUCGACCUCACAAGCAGCCAAAUCAGAUGAACAGAACUUCGGAAAUCCUUUUGAUUUACCCUAUGACGAACUUCUGUCAAACCCGCUAUCAUCACAUAGCAACACGGGUAAAGACGUCUCUACGUUCGGGGGGUUCACUGCGGGAUCUGCCAACCUUGUCGAUUCUUCGAUGGACUCUGUAAAAUCGCUGUUUAAUAUCGAUAAGGGAUACAGUUCUCCUAUUGGAAGUACUGGAAUCGGAGGCUUCAACAACCCAGGUGGAAAUCCUGCAAAUCAGAAGGGAUCAAUGGCAACUUCCUUCCAGGAUCCUUCACGUCAGGGCAGCCCCUUUAAGACUUUCAACCAGGUACAAAGGAGAAGACUUCUACACAAGGAACUCUUAAAAGGAAAUCGCCCUAUCAGUUUACUACAUCCUAACUCUACUUUUAUGUUUAUACAGGGAGAAGACGGCUCCUACACACAUUGA
Messenger RNA from Ylistrum balloti, 1401 nucleotides. RefSeq names its product WAG22 antigen-like. The record is from RefSeq and is a predicted model, not a curated record. Bases 1 to 1401 code for a protein of 466 amino acids. Lineage: Eukaryota; Metazoa; Mollusca; Bivalvia; Pectinida; Pectinidae. The transcript has 6 exons.